GCGGGACGUCCGGCUUCUGACGGGGAACGUUCGUGCCGUCAGUAACCAAAGAGAGAAUUAAAUAUGGGUGAUGUUGAGAAAGGCAAGAAGAUUUUUGUUCAGAAGUGUGCCCAGUGCCACACUGUGGAAAAGGGAGGCAAGCACAAGACUGGGCCAAAUCUCCACGGUCUCUUUGGGAGGAAGACAGGUCAGGCUGCUGGAUUCUCUUACACAGACGCGAAUAAGAACAAAGGCAUCACCUGGGGAGAGGAUACACUGAUGGAGUAUUUGGAGAAUCCCAUGAAGUACAUCCCUGGAACAAAAAUGAUCUUUGCUGGCAUUAAGAAGAAGGGAGAAAGGACAGACUUGAUAGCUUAUCUCAAAAAAGCCACUAAUGAGUAAUAGGCCACUGCCUUAUUUAUUACAAACCAGAAAUAUCUCAUAACUUUUUUUAUGUGUACCAUAAUUUAUUGGUCUCAUACACCAGAAUUCAGAUCAUGAAAGAGUGACAGAAUAUUUUUGUUGGACAGUCCUAAUUUAACUAAGACUGGCUUGUGGUUAAUUCGGUUUUUUGAAUUUUGAUAGUAAUUCCAAUACAGUAAACGCUAUCACUGU
Messenger RNA from Lemur catta (Ring-tailed lemur), 594 nucleotides. RefSeq names its product cytochrome c, somatic-like. Bases 64 to 381 code for a protein of 105 amino acids. The record is from RefSeq and is a predicted model, not a curated record. Gene Ontology annotation, biological process: mitochondrial electron transport, cytochrome c to oxygen; mitochondrial electron transport, ubiquinol to cytochrome c. Gene Ontology annotation, cellular component: mitochondrial intermembrane space. The transcript has a single exon. NCBI's taxonomy places the organism in Eukaryota, Metazoa, Chordata, Mammalia, Primates, Lemuridae. Gene Ontology annotation, molecular function: heme binding; electron transfer activity.